CCAGAAAAAUGUGUUAAUUGCUAACCAUUUCCGUUUUCCAGAGUCUUCUUGCUCUGGGGUGGACGACGGAACGUUUGAGGCACUGAACAAGAUUUUCGCAAAUACUUCCGACGAACUUAAUCCCUUUGUUCGUAGACAUAAGGGAUUAAGCUCGUCAGUAAACAAACGCUGAUUUUCUAGUGCGCCCACCAAAAUUGCUAUUGAACGAAAUUCACUAAUCUCCGCCAUGCUGCCGAAGAGAAAGACGAUCUCUGGAAAACAGUAAUCAUUAGCAAUUGACGAAUUUUUUCGCAACACAGCCCACACAGAGUACAUGUUUCGGUUUUAAGCAAAAACCUUCGGCCGUUCUCACCAGAUUCAAAGGUUGAAGUGCGUUAUAAUUUCAGAUAUGGAUCGGAGAAACAGGCGAAAUCCAAAUCUAUCACAAAGCCAGUCAUUCCUGACACGGAAUCGACAAAAUAACUCUCGAAUGCCGUAUAAUGGACAACCGUUUCACCCUGUGAUUUAUUUUGGGAACCCGAUGGAACACAAUUGUUUAAUGGCCUUUCAAGACCCACGAUUUCAAGAAAAUGCACAAACAACAGCGAGCUCUAACGGUGCUGCCAGCGAAAAUGAGCAGGACUUGGGAAAAUUGAAAAAGAAAAGAACGGAAUGGUCCGAGGAGUCCACGAAAUACUUAUUACAGUUAUGGGCGGAUAACUACAAUUAUUUAAACAGUGCUCAUUCUCGAAAAGCUUGGAAAAAGAUAGUUCAGAAUUUCAACAAAACGUUUGACACUGAAAGAACAUUCGAUCAAAUCAAGCGCAAGGUUAAGUAUCACAUUGAAAAGUAUAAGACGGUGUGUGAGUGGAACAAAAGCCAAUCUGGAGGUCAAAACAAAGAUUGCGAUUUUUUCGAAGUGAUUGAUGGUGUCUUGGGUACCGGAGAGGUAGUUAAUUUUCCUUAUGUUGUUGGUGCUGGUGUCGAGAAUGAAAACUCCGAUGAUCAGUCUCAAGAUGUGCCGGAUCCAGAAACAACAUAUUUAAUUUUAGGUGAAAAAGAUACUCCAUUCUUUGCCGUGAAAAAGGAAAGUGACUUGGUUCAAGAAGAAAGUCCAAGAGAAGAGGCGCCAUUUACCUUAUUUGAACACACAUUAGAAACAGUAGAGCCAAGGGGACCAGAGAAAAAUCUGGAGGCUGCAAAGUCACCUCACAUAGAUAGCAGACAUGAAAGAAAACGAAAGAGAAAGGGUCGCGUUAAUGAAGACGAGAAAGGAGGAGAUGGGGAAAAGAAACUUGAAUUAGCAUUGGCAAAAAUGACUGCUCAAAGUGAACAACUGGUUAAUGUAGCGGAAAGAAUGGAACAAAAUUCCAGAAGGCAAACCGAGAUUUUGGAACAACUGUCACGCGGCCUGUGUGCAUUUAUGACCAGUCACACAAGAGAUAAGAUGCCAAGGCUCAGUACCCGUAGAAGAAAGAGACCAGAGAAUCUUCAAAUGCAAAGCGACUCUGAUGAAAAUGAAAUAUAUUAAUCAUGUUUUGCUACUCAGUGAAUGUUAUUUUAUGUUGUGUUAUCAAGUUAUAUUGCCAAAGUACAUAUAACGUAAAUCCUCGAAUCGACCCCCACCCUCGAAAAAGCCCCCAUCCUAAAACUACAAAUUGUCAAUAAACCCCCCUCGAAUAAGCCCCCACUGCUAACGUAAAUUUUCGAAUUGAAACCCCUCAUUUUGAUGGUUUUUGCCAUCUGAGGUUGCCUUUAACGUUUUAUUGAAUUACCAAAAAAUUCAUACUUUUAUAAUAAUUGAUUAAAUUCUCAUAAAGAAAUUCCUGCUACAAUAAACGAGGCCUUUUAAUAAUGUCAUCUUAAUAUCUACAAUAAUUUUAUAAGCCCCCCCCUCAAAUAAGCACCCAUAAAAAAAUAUCAAAAAUAAAUAAGCACACAGUGGGUUAAUUCGAGGAUUUACAGUAUUGAUCUUAUCAAUUAGAGACAUUAGAAGUUCUUGGAAAGUUCAAAGGCAAUCCUUUCUAUAAAAUUGGGUGUCUUUGACAAUAUCAGGGCAUUUUCUGUAUGUUGACAAAAAUGCUGGGGGAAUCACGCCCAUUACCCCCAUUUGACUACUACACUUAUGAUCUCAAUAUUUCCAUCAUUGAUUUGUAUUUAUAAGAUAGUAGCCACAAGAUACACAAAACAGAAACUGCUUAAAUUUGGAUUAAAUUGAUUGAUUCUUGAGAUGACCAAACCGCUUGAAAACGAUGUUCUUAUUAAAAGGUUUUUCAGAUUUAGUGAUGGAGUCAUUCCAUGCCAAAUCUACAAGCUAAAGUGACCUUUGACACCCAUUAUCUCAGAAUUGCUUGACAUUUUUACAGUGUUUAGAUCUAAUAAAUUUAUGAGAAAAUCCAAAAUUUCUGUUAAAAAUUCUAAUUGAUUGCUGAGAUAUUCAAAUUUAAAUUCAUCAAUUUUUCUGCCAAGAUUGCCAUUUUUAAUUUCAUGUCUGCCAAACACUUCUCUAUGGAUUAAUUCCUCUAUUAAUUGAUUUAUCAAUCCAAAUACAACUUUGCUUAUACAUUAUAGGGUAUUAGGUUAUCUCAGAAAUAUCAAUGCUAUUUUCUAAAAUAAUUCCCUAAUGCCCCCCAAGAGAUGAGGCAUAUUUUGCCAUCUUUUGAAUCUCAACAUAUUGAUAAACUGGGAUGGUACUCUUCUCUAUUUUUCAUUUAUUCUUCACCAACUUUUGUAAAAAAAUAUGUUGAUAGUUGAGGCAAUAAUGACUUUGAAAUUGUGUAACAAGUUUGAUGUUUGAAAGCCUCUUUUGAUAUCUUAUAUCAUAAUUUAACAUCAAAAUAGGUUCAGACAAUUUAUCAAGUGAACCUGUUUGACAAUCUUGGAACAAAUGAGUUAUUAAGAUUGUUAAGAUUUGCCAACAAAGAGCUAAAAGUACAUGUGUUAAUAAAGCAUAUUCAUUAUUCAAAAUUAUUUGUCAACCAGAUAUACUAAGUUUUACCUCAAGAUAUUAGUUAAACAAAUACAGUACAAUAAAUGUUUCAAUAUUUCAUACUUAUUUAUCUCGGAUUGAAUCAAAAGAUGCUCAUUACCUGUAAAUUAGUAUUGGUGCCCAGAUGAAAUUGCAGGGGCCUCAAUAACACAGGCAAGAUGUGUUACUGGUGCAAAGCACUUAUCCUCUCAUCUAAGCCAAUGGAAUGACCUUGAUCAAAAGGCUGGGUGCAUAAAUUUUACUUUAUUUUAUCAGUGUUUCAUCAAUGUGUUGUGCUAUAUCAAUCCACACAUGAUCGUCUUAGUGACUGAUCAGAAGGUCAGAAGCUUUAGUAUUUUCUUUUCCCUUGUGUCUUGAUAGUGUAGCUCCUAAAAUCAACUCAUACGUUAUUUCAUAUCCUUGAUCACUGGGAACUUCUUUUGCUGCAAUAACACUCCUUGACAGUGGUUCAUAUUAGUGGUAAAUAUAAGUUCAAGGAAGACUUCCAGCUACCUGCUCAUUCAAAUCUGUUGGCUGUUUUUCAAGAAAAAAGACCUUAACCCCAGUUAUUUUCUCCUGACACAAAUUAAAAGCAUCCUUUGAUGUCAAAAUUUGUUGAUUGAGUGGUCAGUUACUAAAAUGAUCAUGUGUGGCUUGGUAUUGCAUGCCACAUUGAUGAAACAAAUGGUGAUAUUAAAGUAAAGUUUAUGCACCCAGCUUUUCGAUCAAGAUCAUUCCAUUGGCUUAGAUGAGAGGAUAAGUGCUUUGUGCCAGCUUGCCUGUGUUAUUAAGGUCCCUACAACUUUAUCUGGGUGCCAAUUAGGGAAUGAUUUUAGAAAAUAGCAUUGAUAUUUCUGAGAUAACUAAUCACCCUAUAAUGUAUGUGCAAAGUUGUAUUUGAAUUGAGAAGUCAGUGAAUUAUUCAUAGAGGAAUCAAUCCAUAAAGAAGUGUUUGGCAGACAGGAAAUUCAAAAUGGCUGCCAUGGCAAUUUUGGUAGAAAAAUUGAUGAAUUUUAAAUUUGAAUAUCUCAGCAACCAAUUGGAAUUUUAAGCUGAAAUUUUAGAAUUUUUCAUAAAUUUAUUAGAUCUAAACACUGUAAUUUUUUUAAAGAAAAUUUGAGAUGAUAGGUGUGGCUUGUUGAAUUGACUUAAUGGUAAAAAUAAUGUUUCCUUGGGCUUUGAAAAGAUUUAUUGAGCUGUAAUGACAUUAAUUUAUAUUUGAAUGGAUUUUUAAGAAUUUAUGGUGUGACUUGCCCCUUGACUUAAUAAAAUAU
This is a messenger RNA of Rhopilema esculentum, 4221 nucleotides long. RefSeq lists its product as uncharacterized. The record is from RefSeq and is a predicted model, not a curated record. NCBI's taxonomy places the organism in Eukaryota, Metazoa, Cnidaria, Scyphozoa, Rhizostomeae, Rhizostomatidae.